AUGUCGAACGGCGUUAUUAUAAACAAGCCAUCGAUGAAUUUGUGUCGUAGUCGUUCACAGCGACGAAUUAUUCCGCAUUUCAGCGAUUCAAUUAUCCGGCGAUCACGUUCGUUGGGCGGUAGUAGCUCGAGUCCGACAAUUUCAGCGACCAGCGAAGAACUUCAAUUUUUUCUGGAAGAUUUUCCGAACAUUGAUAGAAAAUUUUGGCGACAACAAAGUCAUGCCUCAGCAGAAAGAGUGGUAGACGAUUUUAUAACAAAUGGUAUAUUUGCGAUGAGCAACGGCAACAGCUAUACGCACCACUUCACAAGUUCAAUUCCUAACUCAUGCUCAUCACAUUCAAUUCAGACGCAUCGAGUAAUGAACUCAAUAAAUGCGAACAAAGACUUUUUAUCACCAGGAAGCGACGUUGUUGUAACACGAACAGUGUCUCCAUCGUUUUAUUCGCAUGGAAUGCCGUCAAGGGAUAACGUGUUCCGAAAAGACGAUCAUGUCAGGAUUCUCGGGUCAACAAAUGAUCCUUUGUGGUAUCGGGCGCGAAAUUCGAAUCAAGAAGAAGGAUUAGUUCAUGCCGACUGCGUCGUUCGAUCCAAUGGAUUCGGUGCCGAUAAUGGGGUUCGCGUUCGAUCUCAUCCAUGUGACGCGGCGACUUCAACCGCUUCUUCGACGUCGUCACACCAUUCGCACGUUACGCACAAUCAACCAUGGUUUCAUUCAAUGAUCAGUCGGGAAAACACUGAAAAGCUACUUCUUGGCAAACCCGAUGGCACAUUCCUCGUUCGAGAAUCGACUAAUUUCCCCGGCGAUUUCACACUAUCGAUGGCGUAUCGCGGAAAAGUUGAGCACUAUCGAAUUUAUCAAACAACUGGAGGUCAAAUCACGUGCGAUAAUGAGGAGUAUUUUUCGAAUUUAACGCAACUCGUAUCGCAUUAUAAACGUGAUGCCGACGGUUUGUGUCAUCGAUUAGUAACUCCGAUAAUCUGCGAAACGGGCUCAUUUCCCUCGAACGGCAGCAGCUCGUAUGGCAGUGGCGCCGAUCUUGAUGAUCGCACUUCGGUGUUCCGACAAGCUGGUCUUGUGAUUCCAUCGAGUGAGGUUCGAGUUGGCGAAACGAUUGGAAAUGGCGAAUUUGGAGACGUUCGGUUGGGAAUAUACAAGGACCGAAAAGUUGCUUUGAAGGUCUCGAAACGGCAUGGCAAUGGGAUGCUGGAUUCACUGUUGGAUGAGGCCAGAUUUAUGGUCGGAUUAUCCCAUCGGAAUCUCGUCACCCUUGUCGGAGUUGUACUGGAUGACGCCAAUGUGUACAUGGUGACCGAAUAUAUGGCGAACGGGAAUUUAGUUGAAUUGCUUCGAUCACGAGGAAGGCAUUACUUGGAGAAAAGCCAAUUGAUGAAGUUUGCAAUUGAUAUUUGCGAAGGAAUGUGCUAUUUGGAAUCGAAACAGAUUGUGCAUCGAGAUCUUGCUGCUCGAAAUGUGCUUCUUGAUGACGAUCUUGUCGCGAAAAUCUCCGAUUUUGGUUUGGCCAAGAAAGCGAAUAGUGUGUCGCACGAUUCGUCGACGGGCAAGUUCCCAAUUAAAUGGACUGCGCCAGAAGCACUUCGACAUAGUCAAUUUUCAACGAAAAGCGAUGUUUGGUCAUUUGGCAUACUUUUAUGGGAGAUCUUCUCUUUUGGACGGGUACCGUACCCUCGAAUUCCAAUUCAAGAUGUUGUACGUCAUAUAGAGAAAGGAUAUCGAAUGGAAGCACCCGAAGGAUGUCCGCCUGAAGUGAUGAAGAUUAUGAAUGAGACGUGGGCUUUACAACCUCAGGAUAGGCCUUCUUUUGGACAGCCCAAUGUUGUUGCAUCAAGCCAUUAUAGUACGGCAACAACCUCGGAAGCUGUCGAGAGUCCGAUUAAAUUGCUUCCCAACGAAAUUGAAAGCUCGGUAUGCGAAAAUGUGUCGUUUUCGAUGCAAUUUGGUGAAAAUGAGCAAGGCCGAAUUAUUUGCACAAAAUUUCGGUUACGAUUCACACCAUUAAUCGCGAAACGGAGGGAUUUACCGCGCCGUUCGAAAUUCAUCGAUGAUUUCUACGAUGUCCCAUUAUGUAGCAUUGCGAAAAUUUUUGUGGCUAUUGUGAAAAACAGCACAAAAGGGAAACAUGAUAAAUUCCAGCGAAUGGAAUAUAAUGUGUCGAGUAUGGAGGUUAUUUCCAUGAUUCGAUUAAUACUCAAGGAUUUUCGAGUGGUCACCAUCGAUUUGCACCAAUCGCAAAAUGGAACUCAUUUGGCGAAUCAAAUUUUGUUUUUCUCAAAAGCCGGCCCGAUUGAGAAUAUGACACAAAUUGGGGCUGCUUUGCCGGAUCGAGGCAAAACGUUGAAACUGAAUUAUAAUUCACGUGAUGCUUGGGUGACCGAAUUGCAACGAUGCGGACAUCAAACUGAUUCGUCGUCGGUUUGGAGAAUUUGCGCGCCGGUUAAAGAAGGAAUCAGUUGUCCGGCGCAAGGAUACCCCAUGUAUUUUGUAAUUCCGUCAUUUUUAUCACAGCCUGAUAUGUCGCGGAUAUUGCAAAAUUACAAAUACGGAAGGGUUCCGGUUUGGGCAUGGUCUCGAGCCAGUGGAAACGCUGCUCUUUUAAUCGCCGCUGGACAAGAAGAUAAUAUUGCGUCAUCCGAUUUGCGAGCGAAGGUGAUUGAAUCUGUCGCAAGAUGUCACGCAAAAGACGAGCGGCCGUAUGUGAUGAAGCUUGAUUCGGGUUUCGCCGCAAAUGUUGGAAAAUCCUUUGAUCAACUCAUCAAGCUAUGCGCAAUAGAUUCCUAUGAACAGUUCAAUGAGAAAGAGCUGAAUUUCAAUGCGAAAGUUCACAAGACGGGAUGGUUGCAUUUAGUUAAAUUGUGCCUUACUAGUACAUAUGAAGCUGUUCAAUGGCUUGUGGAUCGAGAUCGAUCGGUUAUUAUCACAGAAGAUGAAAAUCGCGAUAUGGCGAUCGUAGUAGCCAGUUUAACACAAAUUUGUUGUGAUCCCUACUAUAGAACAACAAGCGGCUUUCAACAAUUAGUUGAAAAAAUGUGGAUCGGAUUCGGCCAUCCAUUUGGUGAGCGAUUAAUCGGCCGCGGCUCCGAGGCUCCGUCGCCGAGAAAACCGAAAACGAAUAUCAAACCGUAUCAAUCGUCCUCAACCAGCGAUGCCACUGACAUUUCGCCGGUCUGGCUCAUUUUUCUCGAUUGUUGCUCCCAAUUGCUUCACCAUCAUAAAAAAGAAUUUUCGUUCUCAUUCCACUUGUUGAUUGCACUUUGGGAUUUGUCGCUUUCGGGAAUGGUUCCGGCAUUUUGCACGAAUAAUCUCGAGGAGCAACUCGUCUCGGGUGUCGGCGGCGGCCCAUUUCCCGUCGAUAUCUAUUUCGAACCCGAAUACAUUAGGCUGUUUGAAAACAUCUAUCACGACGCGGUUUUGUAUAUGGAAGCGGCCAAAAAACACCAGAAAAUCGCGACGGGAAACACGAGAUCGGCGGCGGUCGAGUUUAUUCGGCCACCCAAGGUGUUUUGCGAUAUCAAAUUAUGGAAAGAAUGCUAUUUGCGGUGGAUAUUGCCUGCUAAUUUCAAGAAUGCCGGAUAUUUGACAGAAUGGCAGGCGAUUGACGAGAAAAUGUCGAAGUUUAAUCGAAAAGUUGACGAUGUCGAGUGGAAAAAACAAAUUCAACUACCUGAAACGUUCAGCUCGGCUUAUCCUUAUUCUGUGCCGGACGUUACUCAGAGAAUUGUUGAAUCUACAGUAACCUUGAGUGAUGAUCGGAGUGAACCUGAAAUGAUAGGAAGACCCAGUGAUUUCGAUAAAUUCUCGCUGAACUCAUCGAUCACAUCACUUUCGUUUAUCCAAACGCCAACGUCAACAUUCAAUAAUCCGAACGCCGACUUCAGUCCGUUGAAACGAUUGAGCCUUUCACAUGAUCUCGAUGGAAGCAUUCAUAUGCAGCCGAGAAAUCAAAGUAAUUCACCUUCAACGCCGAUGCGUCGGAAUACAGUGCGUUCGGAUAAACCGGUGCCACCACCUGGACCGAUCUUCACGUCAACGCCGCAAGUCAAAUCAAAGAAAGAGGAUAUCAUUAAAGUUACCCGAUUAUAG
Caenorhabditis bovis is the source of this 4101-nucleotide messenger RNA. Lineage: Eukaryota; Metazoa; Nematoda; Chromadorea; Rhabditida; Rhabditidae. The record is from the annotation of a GenBank genome assembly.